UCGUCACAAAGAAACCUCUAUUUAAAGGUUUUGUGACCAAAACAAAAUUGGAGAAAUUAAACACGAAGCAUGUCUUCUUUGAUCUUCCUUUUCAUUUUGUCCUUCCUCAAUGCUAGUUUCACAGCUUCUGCUCAAAAUCUUACUUUCCUAAAUAGUAUCUGUCCGAACACGAACACGACAACUUUCUCAAGAAACAGCACUUACUCCACCAAUCUCACAACUCUUUUGUCUUCUCUUUCUUCCCGCAACGCUUCAUACUCCACCGGAUUCCAAACUGCUACGGCUGGUGAAACCCCCGAUAUGAUCACCGGUCUUUUCCUCUGCCGGGGAGACCUCUCUCCCGAGGUUUGUCGUAACUGCGUCGUCCUUUCCGUCAACCGCACGCUUACUCGUUGUCCUAAUGUGAGAGAAGCCGUGCUCUACUACGAAGAGUGUAUGCUCAGAUACUCUCACCGCAAUAUCCUAUCGACCCCUACACUCAGACAAAGAGCUAUAAGGGUUAACAGCAACAAUAUGUCAUAUAAACUAGUCCUGUUCAAAGAAACGGUGUCAUAUAAUCUCAACCAAGCUGCGGUCGAGGCAGCGAAUAGUCCUCGAAAGUUCUUUACGUUCAAAUACAAUUGGACUGCGUUCCAGAAUCUGUACGGCCUGGUUCAGUGCACACCUGAUCUCACGACACGCGACUGUCUGCGUUGCUUGCAACGAUCCAUUAAUGGAUUGCCUGUUUACAAAAUUGGGGCAAGAAUUCUUUAUCCUAGUUGUAAUUCUAGGUACGAGCUUUACUCGUUCUACAAUGAAAGCGCCAUUACAACACCACCUCGCGUGCCUUCUCCUCUGCGACCUGGGAAAGGUGGGAAUCCAAGUGUCUUAGUGGUAGCCAUUGUUGUACCUGUUAUUAUUUUGGUUGUCCUGCUUCCCAUAGCUUGUUAUUGUUUCCUUGCAAAGAGGGCAAAGAAUACUUAUGUCACAGCAUCUGCAUUUUCAGGAGAUGAUAUAACAACUGCAGACUCACUGCAGCUCGAUUAUAGAACAAUCCAAACGGCAACAAAUGAUUUUUCAGAGAGAAAUAAGAUUGGACGAGGUGGAUUUGGUGAGGUUUACAAGGGAAUAUUAUCGAAUGGGACUGAAGUUGCGGUGAAGAGACUGUCGAAAACUUCAGGACAAGGUGAAACAGAGUUCAAGAACGAGGUUGUUGUUGUGGCAAAGCUUCAGCAUAGAAACCUGGUAAGGCUUCAAGGUUUUUGUCUAGAAGGUGAAGAAAGAAUACUGGUCUACGAGUAUGUGUGCAACAAAAGCCUUGAUUAUAUCAUCUUUGAUCCUGCAAAGAAAGGUCAACUAGACUGGACUCUUCGAUACAAGAUCAUUGGUGGGAUUGCUAGAGGAAUUCUCUAUCUUCAUCACGAUUCACGGCUCACGGUCAUACACCGUGACCUCAAAGCGAGUAACAUUCUCCUUGACGAGGAUAUGAAUCCGAAAAUUGCUGAUUUUGGAAUGGCAAGGAUCUUUGGAAUGGACCAAACCCAAGAGAAGACAAGCAGAGUAGUUGGUACCCUCGGUUACAUGCCUCCCGAAUAUGUAAUGAGAGGCCAGUUCUCAAUGAAAUCUGAUGUCUAUAGCUUCGGAGUGUUAGUUCUUGAGAUUAUAAGUGGUAGGAAGAAUAGCAGCUUCGACGAGAGAGAUGUCGCACGUGACUUGGUCACAUAUGCUUGGAGGCUUUGGAGUAACGGAACACCGUUGGAUCUCGUGGAUCCAACCAUUGAAGGAAAUUGCCAGAAGAAUGAAGUGAUUCGAUGCAUCCAUAUCGGACUUUUAUGUGUUCAAGAAGAUCCUGUAAAGCGUCCAACCUUGUCAACCAUUUUCGUGAUGCUCACUAGUAAUACUGUGACAUUGCCAGUGCCUCAGCAACCAGGGUUUUCCGUUCAUACUAGAAACCAGCUUCAUGAAUCGAGCUCGUCUGUUGACCGUUCGUUGAUCACUGAUUUAUAUCCUCGUUGAAUAUGAUGUUAACCUUCAAGCUGGAAUCAUCUGAUAUUAAUUUUCAAUGAAACCUUGGAUCAGUUUGCUUCUUUUAAAUUAAACCAGCUAACCACAC
Messenger RNA from Capsella rubella, 2092 nucleotides. RefSeq names its product cysteine-rich receptor-like protein kinase 10. Lineage: Eukaryota; Viridiplantae; Streptophyta; Magnoliopsida; Brassicales; Brassicaceae. The transcript is spliced from 7 exons. Gene Ontology annotation, molecular function: protein kinase activity; ATP binding. The coding region runs from base 70 to 1995 and encodes 641 amino acids. The record is from RefSeq and is a predicted model, not a curated record. Gene Ontology annotation, biological process: protein phosphorylation.